AUGGUGAACGAGGACGUAGAUUUAAGGAGUAAACCCGGCGUGGGUGUGAUGCCGGGGUCUCCGCAGGGUUCGUCUCGGAGAUCAAGCUCUGGUGCCAAAGCCAAGGGUCCCAAACCUCCAAAAGUGGAAGUGGGUGGCUCAGCUAGGUCAUCUCGACCUAUCGGAGGAUUCAGCUUCUCACAUAGCUUGUGCUCCUUGGUUGGCAAGUAUGGACCAAUCUUUACGGUCAAUAUUGGCAUCCACUCCGCUUUGGUGAUAAGUACUUGGGAGGUGGCCAAGGAUUGCCACACGAACGGUAUAGCUGUUCCUCCCGUCCUGCUACGCUAG
Molecule: messenger RNA, 327 nt
Organism: Prunus armeniaca (apricot)
Lineage: Eukaryota; Viridiplantae; Streptophyta; Magnoliopsida; Rosales; Rosaceae
Source: the annotation of a GenBank genome assembly